Messenger RNA from Aethalodelphis obliquidens (Pacific white-sided dolphin), 3283 nucleotides. RefSeq names its product paired like homeodomain 2 (gene PITX2). The record is from RefSeq and is a predicted model, not a curated record. Gene Ontology annotation, cellular component: nucleus. The coding region runs from base 1631 to 2584 and encodes 317 amino acids. The transcript is spliced from 6 exons. Gene Ontology annotation, molecular function: RNA polymerase II cis-regulatory region sequence-specific DNA binding; DNA-binding transcription factor activity, RNA polymerase II-specific. Gene Ontology annotation, biological process: regulation of transcription by RNA polymerase II; anatomical structure morphogenesis. NCBI's taxonomy places the organism in Eukaryota, Metazoa, Chordata, Mammalia, Artiodactyla, Delphinidae.
CAGUCUGUGUAAGUUUUCGUAUCUCUGAGUAUGUGCACAUAGUGGAGAGGGUGGAGCCUUCCAACCUCAAAUCUAAAAAGAUUGAGAGAUUGUGGAAGGCCCAGAUGUGCCAAAGGUCAGAAGGAUCAAUAUACAGACCCUACCAUGGGGGGCGGUGGGGGGGGGAUUCGAAUAGAAAACUGCUGCAGAAGGGAAGCCAGUGAGAGGAGCAAAUGUUGAUUUGAGGGGAGCUUCCUUCCCCCCCACCCCAUCAUCCCUUGCAAUUUAAUACCAUGCUCGCCAGGAACCUUAACCUCGUCAUUUUAAAAAAUGAGAUAGCCGUGACCCGGAGUGAACUUGUUGAGUGUAGGUACAGGAGAGGAAAUUCUAGACUCAGUGAACACCCGAGCCUCGUCCAGCGCAAUCCCUUCGUGCACACUGGUCAGUGCGCGGCCAUGCCCACCUGCGCGCCGACACCGGGUGCUGCGCUUCUGGUCCACCCGCCUUGACCUCGGGCCCGGUGUCCCGGCUGGUGGUGCUGGGCCAGGCAUCCCGGCCUUCCCCGGCUGACUAGCCUUGCUCGCUCCCUUCUCGCUGUCUCUCUCCCACCCUCUUCCCAAACCCAGUCACCCCACCGACUCCCCGCUCAUCCCCACUUUUCCGGAUAUCUCCUCAGUCAUCCUCUCUCACCCCACCCCGCCUGCCUUCUCUCCAGCCUCCAGUGUCCCCCGCAAUUCCUGGUUUCUAUGACCUCUUUCGUCAACCCUGCAGGCCUGAAAGAAGGUCACACAGAGGCACAUUCAAACUCACACCCCACAAGCCUUGCCCCCAGAUAAACCCAUGUACACUGUCCUUUGUUCCAUUUCUUGGGCCACUUUCUCCAUCCCUUCCUCCCUACCCGUCUGGGUUUGCCACCCCACCCCCCAGGAGUACGUUUCCGUCUCCCCGACGCCCUUGCGCUCCCCCUCUGAUUUAUUAGAGCUCCCGGUUUGGCGCAGAUUCCUUUUUCUUCUCCUCCUUCCCAUCCUCCCUUCUUGUGCUCCUUUCCACAGUGGGAGUGCUUGCGCCUGCGGCUCACUCGGCUCCUGUCUAAGCGCCCUGCCCGGCUCCCUCUCCUGUUUCGCUCUCCCGGCUCCUUCUCCAGCUCCCGACUCCGCGGCCCGCCGGCCUCCACCUCUCUCCCCUGCCCCGUUUCCCGUCGCCCCUGCGGGCUCCCCCCGCGCUCGCCCAAGCGCUGCGCUCGCCCCUUGAUCGCCCGCCGCGCUGCCGGCUCGGCUGCCCGCCCGCCCGCCAGCCCGCCACUGUGCAGUGGAGUUUGGUGGAAUCUCUGCUGACGUCACGUCACUCCCCACACGGAGUCGGAGCUGAGGGAAGAGAGAGGGAUGAGAGCGAGGGAGGGGAGAGAGAGUGCGAGAGCGAGCGAGAAAGCUGGAGAAGAGCAGAAAGAAACGGCCAGUGACGGCUAGAUUCCGGAGGCCACUGCGCGCCCUUGGACCCCCUCGGAACUCGGCGCCCUCCGGAGCCUCGCCGCCCUCUCGGCCCGGCUUUCGGGCGUUUGCGGUGCAGCCCGUGCCUCGGUUCGCUGGAAAUCUCUCCGGGACGCGGCGGGACGCGGAGACAGCAGCUCUCUCCCGGUAGCCGAUAACGGGGAAUGGAGACCAACUGCCGCAAACUAGUGUCGGCGUGUGUGCAAUUAGGCGUGCAGCCGGCGGCCGUUGAAUGCCUCUUCCCCAAAGACUCCGAAAUCAAAAAGGUCGAGUUCACGGACUCCCCCGAGAGCCGGAAAGAGGCGGCCAGCAGCAAGCUCUUCCCGAGGCAGCAUCCCGGCGCCAAUGAGAAAGAUAAGAGCCAGCAGGGAAAGAAUGAGGACGUGGGCGCCGAAGACCCGUCCAAGAAGAAGAGGCAGCGGCGGCAGCGGACUCACUUCACCAGCCAGCAGCUGCAGGAACUGGAGGCCACUUUCCAGAGGAACCGCUACCCGGACAUGUCCACGCGCGAAGAAAUCGCCGUGUGGACCAACCUUACGGAAGCCCGAGUCCGGGUUUGGUUCAAAAAUCGCCGGGCCAAAUGGAGAAAGCGGGAACGCAACCAGCAGGCCGAGCUGUGCAAGAAUGGCUUUGGGCCGCAGUUCAACGGGCUUAUGCAGCCCUACGACGACAUGUACCCGGGCUAUUCGUACAACAACUGGGCCGCCAAGGGCCUCACGUCGGCCUCCCUGUCCACCAAGAGCUUCCCUUUCUUCAACUCUAUGAACGUCAACCCCCUGUCAUCCCAGAGCAUGUUCUCCCCACCCAACUCCAUCUCGUCCAUGAGCAUGUCGUCCAGCAUGGUACCCUCAGCGGUGACCGGCGUCCCGGGCUCCAGCCUCAACAGCCUGAAUAACUUGAACAACCUGAGCAGCCCGUCGCUGAAUUCCGCGGUGCCCACGCCCGCCUGUCCUUACGCGCCGCCGACUCCUCCGUACGUUUAUAGGGACACGUGUAACUCGAGCCUGGCCAGCCUGAGACUGAAAGCAAAGCAGCACUCCAGCUUCGGCUACGCCAGCGUGCAGAACCCGGCGUCCAACCUGAGUGCUUGCCAGUACGCCGUGGACCGGCCCGUGUGAGCCGCGCACUGCGCCGGGAUUCUAGGACCGUGCCGGAUAGGGCAGCUCUGCCCUUGUUGAAAGACUGGGAAUUACGCUAGAAGGUCGUGGGCACUAAAGAAAGGGAGAGAGAGAGAGAGAAGAUAUAGAGAAAAAGGGAAACCACUGAAUUAAAGAGAGCUCCUUUGAUUUCAAAGGAAUUUCCUCAAUGUCUGACAUCUUUCACUAAAAAGUAUUUCCAACAGUUGCAAGGACACACACAAAUGUUUGACUGGAUAUGACAUUUUAACAUUACUAUAAGCUUGUUAUUUUUUAAGUUUAGCGUUGUUAACAUUAAAAUGACUGAAAGGAUGUAUAUAUAUCGAAAUGUCAAAUUAAUUUUAUAAAAAGCAGUUGUUAGUAAUAUCACAACAGUGUUUUUAAAGGUUAGGCUUUAAAAUAAAGCAUGUUAUACAGAAGCGAUUAGGAUUUUUUGCUUGCGAGCAAAGGAAUGUAUAUACUAAAUGCCACACUGUAUGUUUCUAACAUAUUAUUAUUAUAAAAAAAAGUGUGAAUAUCAGUUUUAGAAUAGUCUCUCUGGUGGAUGCAAUGAUGUUCCUGAAACUGCUAUGUACAACCUACCCUGUGUAUAACAUUUCGUACAAUAUUAUUGUUUUACUUUUCAGCAAAUAUGAAAAAAAUGUGUUUUAUUUCAUGGGAGUAAAAUAUACUGCAUACAAA